CCGAGAGAAGACCAGAAGCAGUGGGGACUGGACGAGAAGGAAGUCAGGAUUGACGUACGGGAGGAAGAAAAUAAGAGGAUAUAUUGAGGAGAUGGACGAACUAAACCACCAAUGGCGUUCACAUCCGGACCCUGAGGAAGAGUUAGCAUACAUGUACGGGCAGCAAGAGGAGCACGCCGGGAUGCAACAGCAUUUCGCCGAGCGGCUCCCCGAGCAGCAGCAGUACUACACACCGCCGCCACCAAUGGCGGCGCCGCCCAGGCCUAACCCGAUCUGUCCUUCUCAACCGCACCAGGGCUCCAGAUUCCCAGGCUUCGGAGUCCCGGCAUUGCCCAGCCUGCCGUUCGGAGGGUCGGCGGUCAAGAGUGAUCAGCCAGGGCAGCCGUCGUCGUCGUCGAGCAUCUUCUCCUUCGGCGGGCAGCCUCCUAGCACGCUCAACUUCUCCGGAGGAGACUGGCCGGACGGCAUCGGAGCGGCGCAGCAGCAGGUGCCGGAGAGGCGGAGCCGGGCGCACUGGAACACGCAGGAGCACGUCAUCGCCGAGCGCAAGCGGCGCGAGAAGAUGCAGCAGCAGUUCGUGGCGCUGGCCACCAUCGUCCCGGACCUCACCAAGACAGACAAGAUAUCUCUUCUAGGGAGCACCAUCGACUAUGUGAAACAGCUCGAGGAGAAGGUGAAGACUUUGGAGGGACAAAGCGCCAGGAGAACGUCCGAGCCCAUUGUCUUCGAGAGCAAGUGUCGCAUAUCAAAUGAGGACAGUAGUGACGCCUCAGGCUCCAGCGGGAGCGCCUUCGGUGCCGGUGGGUUCAGCCCGACCGUUGAGGCGAGCAUCCAUGGUAACACCAUCUUGCUGAAAAUAUGCUGCAAGGAGGGAAGAGGAGUGCUGGUGAUGAUCAUCUCCGAGCUUGAGAACCAGGGCCUCUCUAUCAUAAACACCAGUGUUCUACCGUUCACAGACUCGUGCCUCAACAUCACCAUCACGGCAAAGAUUGGAGAAGGGUUUUCGACCACAGUUGAGCUCGUAAGGAACCUGACCACGGCUCUCAGAGGCUUCAGUACUUGAGACGGGAAAGACUUCUGUUUGAUUUGGAAGUUAUGGUCUUUUUUCCUUCUUCUUUUCUUUAAGGGGCAGGGGGGAGACUGGAGAGGGAAUACUGAAGCACGUUCGAAAUGAAACUCUUGUGCAAAUCCUCUCUGUAUUUCUUUUUAUGCAUGCCUUGUGUGCAUUAUUUCAUUUGAUUUCCUCCAUUCAUCUUUUUGAAACAUGGAGAACAAGGACGGCCGUCAGAAUUCCAUGAGUUCGAUGUCCAAAAGCAUGGCAUCAUAUCUUACAUGACUGAAA
This is a messenger RNA of Panicum hallii, 1342 nucleotides long. Its product is annotated as transcription factor bHLH18-like. NCBI's taxonomy places the organism in Eukaryota, Viridiplantae, Streptophyta, Magnoliopsida, Poales, Poaceae. The transcript is spliced from 5 exons. Gene Ontology annotation, molecular function: protein dimerization activity. The coding region runs from base 92 to 1063 and encodes 323 amino acids. The record is from RefSeq and is a predicted model, not a curated record.